ACAAGACAAGCCCCUUCACAUUCCAUUCUCUCUCUUUCCGUGUGUGCCAUGGCAAAGCGUUUCAAGGAGAAGCUAUCUAGAGUGGUUCCUUCUCUCCAGCUCUGCCGUCCAAACAAAUCGAAGGCCUCAUCUCUGUUCCCUGGAAAUACAAUUCCAGCCAUCUACCGGCUGUCUCCGAUCAAUCCGAAGUCCUUCGACAUCAGCUUCCCUUCCUUCAGUGCCCCUGCCCCACCUUCAACCCCAGACCGCUCCUUCACCAGGUCGCACCAUGUGCGACGACGGUCGAAGCUCUCAAAUCAGGAGUCAUCUUCGGAGUACACGCGGAAGAAAGACGGAAGGUGGCAUGCGGUCUCUAAAUCGCAGCAACGGCCUGCCACCAAGCCUCGGGAGAAGGCGUGCGAGGAGAACGAGGCCCCCCUUCUCUCCAGAACUUCUAUAAGCUUCCAUGACGACGACUCCUCCACCGAGUUCUUCAGCGAGAGAUCCUCCUCGGUCGAGACUGUGGAAACAACUCCAGCUUCUACAUCGUUGGUGCCACAAAAGCUGCUGCCACGGGAGGUGGAGGGGAAGGUGAGGGAGAGUGUGGCAGUGGUGAAGAGGUCGGAGGAUCCGCUGGAGGACUUCAGGCGGUCGAUGUGGGAGAUGGUGGUACAGAAGGAGAUGUUCACGGCGGAGGACCUUGAGCAGCUCCUCCUCUGCUUCCUCAGCCUCAACUCCCGGCAGUACCAUCCCGUCAUCGUAGAGGCUUUCUCCGAGAUCUGGCAGCUCUUGUUCUCCAACCGCAAGUGUUCCCCACCAAGCCGCCGACGAGUUUCCAAGUCCUCCAGGGAGCACUGAAAGAUGGAACUGAUUAUCUCUCUCUUCCUGUAAUUUUUUUUUUUUUUUGAUGAAUAAUAAGAAUUCAUUUAUGA
Messenger RNA from Punica granatum (pomegranate), 911 nucleotides. NCBI's taxonomy places the organism in Eukaryota, Viridiplantae, Streptophyta, Magnoliopsida, Myrtales, Lythraceae. The record is from RefSeq and is a predicted model, not a curated record.